AUGGAGGUUAGUGCUUGGAGGAUCCCCUUGCUUCUACUGCUUGCCCUGGUCAUGGAGACUAACCUAGCUAGCUUUCAAGGCUGGUCGGGCUUUCAGGAGAAGCCCAUGAGCACGAAAAACAUGAACACGACACUCGAUUUCUUCAUUCAAUCCUACAACAAUGCCAGCAACGACACCUACUUAUUUCAAGUCCAGGAGCUAAUUGGAAGUCAGGUGCAGCUGACAACAGGAGUGGAGUAUUUGGUCACUGUGAAGAUUGCCAGGACCAAAUGCAAGAGGGAUGAAGUGAAAAAUGUUUCCUGUUCCCUGCAGAACAAUAAGCUGAAAAGGACUUUGGUUUGCACGUCUUUGGUAUACACGGUGCCCUGGAUGGACUAUUAUCAGCUCUGGGACAAUUCCUGUAAAGAUGUCUGA
Molecule: messenger RNA, 414 nt
Organism: Castor canadensis (American beaver)
Lineage: Eukaryota; Metazoa; Chordata; Mammalia; Rodentia; Castoridae
Gene: Cstl1
Product: cystatin like 1
Molecular function (GO): cysteine-type endopeptidase inhibitor activity
Source: RefSeq, a predicted model, not a curated record